Messenger RNA from Leptonychotes weddellii (Weddell seal), 1239 nucleotides. The record is from RefSeq and is a predicted model, not a curated record. Lineage: Eukaryota; Metazoa; Chordata; Mammalia; Carnivora; Phocidae.
AAGACAGAGCUGUUUAUGUUUGUGUUUACAGUCGACUUGGGAAUAAGUGUCAAGGAGGAUAAUGUGGCCACUUCUUCCCCCAAGACAAUGGAGAUCAGCGCUGUUGCAGAUGCCAACGGAAAGAAUCUUGGGAAAGAGGCCAAACCCGAGGCACCAGCUGCUAAAUCUCGUUUUUUCUUGACACUCUCUCGGCCUGUACCAGGACGUACUGGAGACCAAGCCACGGAUUCAUCCACUGGAUCAGCGAAGCUUGAUGUCAGCUCCAGUAACACUCUAGGGAACAAAGAACCAAGUGAGAGUGUGGCGCUUCCGAUAGCAGCUGCGCUGGGCCACGACCCACAUAAAACCCCAGGCCAGAGCCUGGCGGGGGACGGAGGCUUCUCUGCCCCUUGGGGACAAGCGCCUGUCUCACCUGAGUCAGGAGGAGCGGCCUCCUCCAAGCCUAAGGACGCCAGCUUUUUGGACAAACUCUUCAAACUGGACAAGGGACGGGAAAAGGCACCAGUCAACAGCCACCGGGAAGCCAAGGGCACAGAGCGUCAAGACCAGGCCCAGGAAGUUUCCGGAUUGUCCAGGCCGUCCGACGAUGUCCCUGCAGAGAGGCACGUGGACAAGGGGGCAACCAGGACCCCUCACUUUAUAAAGCCUGUUUGGGGGAAUGUUUUUUUUUUUCACUGUCUUAUUACCUGGCAAAAUAAUUACCAGGUGGUGUGUGAAUCACCAGUAGAGGUUGUAAAGUUCGAGGAAGUAGAAUCAACCUUACAAACAGUGGAUCUCAACGAAGAAGGAGAUGCCACACCCGAACCCACAGAAGUAAGAUUCAAAAGAGAAGAACGAAAACCACCGAGAACCUCCCUGAUGGCGUUUCUCAGACAAAUGUCAGUGAAAGGGGAUGGAGGGAUCACCCACUCAGAAGAAAUAAAUGGGAAAGACUCCAGCUAUCAAAAGUCAGACUCACCGGAGAAGGCGAUCACAUCCCCAGAGCCAGAGCCGGCGGGAGCAGACCAGAAGGGCAAAGAGAGCUCCUCCAAGGACAAGAAGGUGGCGGCUGAGGGGAACAAGCAGAAGAGCAACAAGCAGGAAGCCAAAGAACCGGUCCAGUGUGUGGAACCGGCCGCGGGGGAGGCGAACUCGCUGCAGAAUGGGGACAAGUCCCAAAAAAGACAGGAGAAGCGGCGACAGUCCCUCGGGGGCUUCUUUAAGGGCCUGGUAGGUGGAUCAUUCAUCACCUCUUUCUAG